AUGCCCCCCGGUUUGGUCGAUAUGCCUCCGGUACAUCAUGACGAUCAUCCUCAAAAUCAUGAGAUUGAGAUGACGUCAUCUGAUAUGAGUACUCAUAAUCAUGAUAACUCUCUUAACCCGUCUACCUCUACCAACCCACCCUUAAACCAAUCCCGACACAACCCAGAUAAUCAAGGUGUCUUAAAGAUUAUCUCCAAACUCAUCAUGAACCCGCAAGCUGAUGGUAGUGUUAUAAUAACACCGGAUAAAGUCCAACUCUUAAAAUCUUUGAUUGGAGUUGAGGAAUUUAUCAACGUUAAAACGCUCAAUAUGAUGGAUAAGAUCACAUCCAGAUUAGAUGCAAUUGAAAGAACCAUGUCCAAAACUGUCCUCCCCACAAAGCCCCCUCCAUCUACAUGGUCUUCUAUCGUUAAGAAAACAAAUCCCCAACCCAACAAUAAUAUCGUCCGCCCUCCUCCCAGUGUCCGUGUAAUCAACGAAUUUAAACCAUCAUUUUUUAUCAUUCGCAAAACGGUCCCAGAGGCCCAGGCCUUUGCUCAGAAGAGCCCCGCGCAAAUAACUGAAAAAGUAAACUCAGUUCUUUCCGAUAUGGAAGCUAAGACAGAUGACGGUACUCCCAUCACCGUUAAAGGAGCAAUCACCCUCCCCUCGGGCGAUGUUAAGUUUUUCACUCCCACUAGCUCUAAUCACUCCUCAGACUUCCUUCCCGGUCAUCAUCCACACCGUCCCAAUUUCAUUUACUCCAUCUAA
Puccinia graminis f. sp. tritici CRL 75-36-700-3 is the source of this 750-nucleotide messenger RNA. RefSeq lists its product as uncharacterized. The transcript has 2 exons. The record is from RefSeq and is a predicted model, not a curated record. Lineage: Eukaryota; Fungi; Basidiomycota; Pucciniomycetes; Pucciniales; Pucciniaceae. Bases 1 to 750 code for a protein of 249 amino acids.